AUGAUAUAAACUAAUAUUACAAGUCUUAUUCAAUAUAGACCUAAUUAGAUGUUCUCUCUUAAUUUCCUCAAAAUCUUAUCCAUGUUAUCUAUUUCAAUGAGUCAUUAUGGAAUUCUUAUUGGAUAAAAUGAUCGACAAAGUAUUAUCAAUAGCAAUUUUAUGAUAAUCAUGAUAAAUUCCUUAUAUGCUGUUGAUAUAUUCUUCCUUAUUUCAGGAUUUAUACUUGGAAGGAAACUAAUAAAUAAUCCAAAUUUUUUGUUAUCUCCUAUUCAAUCUAUUUUGAUGAUUAUAGAUAGAAUAAUAAGAAUAUAUCCCUUAUAUUGGAUUCUUCUGAUUAUUUACAUCAUAUUACCGAAAUUAUUCACUAAUAUUGGAUAUACUGAAACUUGUAUGGAUAAUAUUUUGCAUAUUAGUACUUUGACACAUAAUAUUUUUAAUAAAUUUGGUUGUUUUGAGUGGAGUUGGUACAUAGCUGUAGAAAUCUAAACAUUAAUAUUCUUGGGUAUAUCUAUUCCAACUAUACAUAUGAUUGUAAGUUUAUUUAUAAAAUUAUUUAGAGAUCCAUUUUUUUGAAAUCAAAAGUUAUUUCCAAUUAAAAUAGUAUUAAAGAUUUAUCAAAUUACAUCAUUAUUUUAAUUAUUACUAUAUUGCUAUAUAGUAUGAUUAUCUGUAUUGAAAAUAAUUACAAGAUUUCAUUUUAUGCUAUGACAGAUAAACACUUUUAUUAUAAUUUUUAUCAAAAACCUUAACAUAAAAUGUCAUCAUAUUUAAUAGGAUUACUUACUGGCAUAAAAUAUAAAAGAAAUUGUUUUGAAAAUGUAAAUUAUAAAAUAAUUUCACUUUUUGCAUUUUGUUUUUCAUUUUUAGGUUGGAUUCUCAUAAAAGAAUACUAAUUAUUUGUAGCAGAUUUAAUUUAAAAUAUUUAUUAAUGUUUAUCUAGACCAAUUUUAUGUUUAGGCAUUAUAUUUUCAGGAAUUUUAGAAGUAAAGUCCCAUAAAAUAAUUGAACAAAUAUUUUAGAUCUUUUCAAGACUUCUAUUUAGUAUUUAUUUAAGUCAUUAUUUUCUAUAUUAAAUAAUGAUAAAUCAAAAUUUUAUUCAAUUUGGAUUAGUCUUCAAUUUUAUUUGUAAUUUUUAUAAUAAUAAUAAUUAGUACAUACUUUAAUUAUAUAUGUUAUUUCAUUACUUUUACAUGUUUUUGUUGAAUAGAAUUUAAAUUUAUUGA
This is a messenger RNA of Paramecium pentaurelia, 1223 nucleotides long. The record is from the annotation of a GenBank genome assembly. Lineage: Eukaryota; Ciliophora; Oligohymenophorea; Peniculida; Parameciidae.